UUUUUUAGCCGAUUCGCGAUUUUGAGAAUUCGGUAUUUUGUGCGGGCACGAAAUGAAGGAAUAAAUAGCCAUAGCAAUUCGGAAGAUUCCUCAGCUUCGUCAGAAGACCAAUUUGAGGAUGGCCCGGAUAUUGUUAAACGUCCACCUGUCGGUUCGGAAGAAUUGCCAAGUGAAAAAACAGUUCAUUGGCCGGAAACGGAAGCGGAUGAGAAAAGAAGAAGAGAGAGAAAGAAGGAAAAGGAGAGACGAGAGAGAAAUAGAGAGGAGGAGGAAAAUAAACGUUCAAAUCAAAAUAAGGGUAAUUAACUUAAAAUUAUUUUAAUCGGAAAUUGAUGAGGAGAAUAAGGUUAGGUUUAUGGUUAGAUACAUAAUGGAACCCGAAGAAAAUUCUGAUGAGAGUGGACCCAAACUAGUUGAGGAGUCCGAAUCUUCUGAAUCACCUGAUGACGAAUAUGAGCGAAGAUCAAAAGAAAGAGAACAAUUAACACAUGGAUACACUCCAACUUUUUGUAAAAAAUAUAUCCAUCGAUGCUAUAUUGAAGAAUAUAUGAGGGAAAUGACUACUCACUGUAGAGAUAUUUGUGAUCUAUUGGGGACUUUGAAUGUUGAUAUUGGACUUAAUUGUGAAGAAUUGGCGUUAAGCGGACUCUGUUCUGACGGAAUGUGGGGUGAUAAGAUGGAUAAGUAUUGCCAUAGAUCGUGUACUAGUCUUAGAGGGAAAAGAUGA
Molecule: messenger RNA, 727 nt
Organism: Meloidogyne enterolobii
Lineage: Eukaryota; Metazoa; Nematoda; Chromadorea; Rhabditida; Meloidogynidae
Source: the annotation of a GenBank genome assembly